AUGUUGCGGUGGUAUCAAGCCAGACUGGCCAGACGGCCUUUGUUGACUCAAGCCGUCACCACUGCCGUACUCUUCGGCGCCGGUGAUACCCUGGCUCAGCAAGCAGUUGAAAAGAAAGGAUUCAGCAACCAUGAUGUGACACGAACAGGUCGCAUGGUGCUCUAUGGAGGGUGUAUAUUUGGACCAGCAGCCACCAAGUGGUACCAAAUUUUGCAAAAGCACAUCAACUUCCAGUCUCACAACCUCACCAUUGCUGCCAGAGUAGCGGCAGAUCAGCUCAUAUUUUCGACCUGUCACCUUGCAUUGUUCCUGUCCAGCAUGUCGUUCCUCGAAGGCAGUGACCCAAAGAAGAAACUCGAGAAGAGUUACUGGUCAGGGUUGAAGGCAAACUGGGCCGUAUGGCCUGCUGUCCAGGCGGUCAACUUCAAGUUGGUUCCAUUGGAGCAUCGAGUCUUGGUUGUCAACAUAGUCAGUUUGGGCUGGAACUGUUUCCUUAGUUGGCUCAAUAGUUCGAAAUGA
Messenger RNA from Exophiala spinifera, 519 nucleotides. RefSeq lists its product as uncharacterized. NCBI's taxonomy places the organism in Eukaryota, Fungi, Ascomycota, Eurotiomycetes, Chaetothyriales, Herpotrichiellaceae. Bases 1 to 519 code for a protein of 172 amino acids. The transcript has 4 exons. The record is from RefSeq and is a predicted model, not a curated record. Gene Ontology annotation, cellular component: mitochondrion; cytoplasm; membrane.